UAAGGAGGAGGGGCCGAACCAGCGUAAAGAUGGCGGCGUCCUUAGACGAUGAAUUAGAGUUGGAUAACCAAGACUAUUAUUCUCUUCUCAACGUCAGGAAAGAGGCCACUCAGGAUGAGCUGAAGGCUUCCUAUAGGAGGUUGUGUAUGCUCUACCACCCAGACAAACACAGAGACCCAGAGCUGAAGAGCCAGGCAGAGCAGCUAUUUAACCAGGUGCACCAGGCCUAUGAGGUGUUGAGUGAUCCUCAGUCCAGGGCCAUCUAUGACAUAUUUGGGAAGAAAGGCCUGGAGGUGGAGGGCUGGGAGAUUGUGGAGAGGAAGAGGACCCCAGUAGAGAUCCGUGAGGAGUAUGAGCGGCUGCAGCGAGAGAGAGAGGAGAGGAGGCUACAGCAGAGGACCAACCCCAAGGGUACCAUUAGUGUGGGAGUAGAUGCCACAGACCUGUUUGAUCGCUAUGAUGAGGACUUUGAGGAGAUGCCAGGAGGAGGAUUCCCUCACAUCGAGAUCAACAGGAUGCACAUCUCCCAGUCUAUUGAGGCUCCGUUGACUAACUCUGACACUGCAAUGCUGUCUGGCUCUCUCUCCACACACAACGGCAACGGAGGAGGCAACAUCAACAUGACUGUCCGCCGUGUCACCUCUGCCAAGGGCUGGGGAGAGUUGGAGUUUGGUGCAGGGGACAUACUGGGACCUCUGUUUGGGAUGAAGGUGUUCCGUAACCUGACUCCACGAUGUUUCCUGACGGCUCAGUGUGGAAUGCAGUUCUCUCCCCGUGGCGUGCGUCCCAGCUGUUCUUUAAUGACAGCUCGUCACCUAGACCAGAACACGAUGGGUUACCUGCAGUGGCGAUGGGGACCCCACAGCUCUAUGACCACUAGUGUGGUCCGAGACACCAAGACCAGCCACUUCACCCUGGCACUGCAGCUGGGUGUCCCUCACUCCUAUCUGAUGAUGAGUUACCAGUACAAGUUCCAGGAUGAGGACCAGACCAAGGUCAAGGGAUCGAUCAAGACUGGUUGGUUUGGUACAGUGGUGGAGUAUGGAGCAGAGAGGAAAAUCAGUCGGCACAGUGUCCUGGCUGCUACUGUCAGUGUCGGAGUACCACAGGGAGUCACCCUCAAAAUCAGGUUGGCUCGUGCCAAUCAGACCUAUCUAUUCCCAGUCCACCUGACAGACCAGCUGCUGCCCAGUGCAGUGUUCUACGCCACUGUGGGGCCUCUACUAGUCUACAUGGCCAUACACAGACUGGUCAUUAUACCAUACACAUGCUCCCAGAAACAACAAGAUCUGGAGCUACAGAGGAAGAGCUCAGAAGUAGACAUGGUCAAGAAGAAACAAGAGGCGGAGUCAGCCGUUCUGCUGAUGCAGGAGUCUGUGAGGAGAAUCAUCGAGGGAGAGGAGUCUAAGAUGGGUCUGAUCAUCCUGAAUGCGUGGUAUGGAAAGUUUGUGACAGACAACAGCGUGCGGCAAGAGAGAGCUCAGGUUAUAGACGUUACUGUCCCUCUGCAGUGUCUGGUCAAGGACUCCAAACUCAUACUCACCGAGGCAUCAAAGGCGGGGUUGCCAGGUUUCUAUGACCCGUGUGUAGGAGAGGAUAAGAGUCUGAAGCUGCUGUAUCAGUUCAGGGGGGUGAUGCACCAAGUCCUCUCAGCAGACACUGAGGCUCUACGGAUACCCAAGCAGUCUCACAGAAUCGAUGCUGAGGCGUAGGAACCCUCUGUUAUGGGAGCAACAAGGGGCAAGUGGAGACAGACGCAGACAGACAGACAGAUACAGACAGACAGACAUUGACAGACAGACAGACAGACAGACAGACAGACAGACAGACAGACAGACAGACAGACAGACAGACAGACAGACAGACAGACAGACAGACAGACAGACAGACAGACAGACAGACAGACAGACAGACAGACAUUGACAGAAGGACUGACAAGCAGAGGUCGAGAGUCAAACAAAGGGAAUAGAAAUUCUCUCUUUCCCUAUCACAUUUAUGAAUUCAGACAUGAGUUCCUCUUCUCUCUCCGCUCUCAAAACCCACUAGAUUCCUCUCUUUUAGCCAUUGUAGUUUCCACUGUGUGUGUGUGUAUGUCUGUAUGUGUGCGUGUGUGCGUGUAAAAUGUACUGAAAUCUCCCUCUCUCCUCAUCUCCCCAGAAAGGUGCAAUAUGACUCACGGUGUACAUAUCAGUAAAGUCUGCUACAGUUAAUAUUGUAUAACUAAUAUACCACUGUACUAUACUAGUUGUACUCAUGUUUUACACUACUAACUCAUGCGUUACGGUUAGAACAGAACUAUGCAUGAAAACGUGUUCAUCAGUACCACUAUACUGACACCCAGCACUACACUUGAAGGCAAAAAAAAUAUUGUUUUGUUAAUAAUUGACGUAUUAUUAUUAUUAUUAUUCCUUGGAAGCGAUGUGUCUGCUGCUGUUGUUGUGUGGGGCAGGGUCUAAUUAUCUGGGUGACAGUCAUUCUAAUAACACAUAAGGGUACACCCAUAAGGGUUGAAAAGAAUUCUGAGAAUAUUAACACUGGUCUAUUUUUAAGGCACCCCCAGUAGCCAAUGUGUGAUUGGAGCCCUGGUAGGCUGGGUUGAGUUGACAUGACUGAGACGGAUGCUGGGGAAGCAACAGUGAAGAGUAGAGAGAACGUCCAAUGAUGUCAUUCAUUCGGAAAGUAUUCUGUAUUUUCCAUUUUUUUUAAACUUUACAGCCUUAUUCUAAAAUGUAUUAAAUAAAUAAAGAUCCUCAGCAAUCUACACACAAUACCCCAUAAUGACUAAGUGAAAACAGGUUUUUAGAAAUGUUUGCAAAUGUAUUAAUAAUAAAAAAUAGAAGUACCUUAUUUACAUAAGUUUUCAGACCCUUGUCUAUGAGACUCAACUGAGCUCUGGUGAAUCCUGUUUCCAUUGAUCAUCCUUGAGAUGUUUCUACAACUUGAUUGGAGUCCACCUGUGGUAAAUUCAAUUGAUUGGACAUGAUUUAGAAAG
Messenger RNA from Oncorhynchus tshawytscha (Chinook salmon), 2992 nucleotides. It is a transcript of the gene dnajc11b, whose product is annotated as dnaJ homolog subfamily C member 11. Gene Ontology annotation, biological process: cristae formation. Bases 30 to 1712 code for a protein of 560 amino acids. The record is from RefSeq and is a predicted model, not a curated record. NCBI's taxonomy places the organism in Eukaryota, Metazoa, Chordata, Actinopteri, Salmoniformes, Salmonidae. The transcript is spliced from 16 exons.